CGUCUAGGUUGAAGAGUGAAGGCAUCACACAUGUCAUCAGUAUUUCACGGCAGCCCCUUGCCUACUUUAAAAAUUCCAAUUUUUAGAGACGCCCUGACAAAGGCAACAGAUUGAAAAUGCAAAAAUGACGUGGAUAUUUGUUCCACCGUACCAUUUCCCAUUGGUAGUGUCAUUUCCCUGACCCCCUUCCUUCCUCGUCUGGAGACGGUGGCAAUGCUCCCCUUCCUCCCUGACAGUGACAAGGGUGGUCUCCAUGAAUGCCUCUCAGUGUAACGGCAACGACCUUUCUCAUACUCACUCAAUAGCACCGGUGCCGACGCUACCCGUCGUCCCUCAGCACAAUGACUGCGACUUACUUCGUCCUCCCUCGGCGCGAUAAUGGCGAUGGUGAUCCCAUCCUUUCCAGGCACAGCAGCAGCAGUGAUGACCCCAUUCUCGCUAGGAUAGACGAGGAACGUGGGCUCAACCUGCUAUCUGGUAACCUCUAUGGAGCCAUCCUGGACUCGCUCGUCCCCCACGCCCAUGGACCUUUCUUAGCACCGCGGCAACAACAUCCCAAAUUUUGUGUGUGUUUUUUUAAAAAAAAAAUCAGAACACUAAUAAACAUCUACUACUCCAACCUUUGCAAAAUUUUGAAAGACUAUAAACAUCAUAGGGUGAUAGGGGUCGUGGUAGGUGCAUAGCACAAUUCAGGUUGCCUCAUUUUCCCCUUCGUGUCUACACUCAACCAUGUUAGCUCGCCGGGAACCAAUCGAUGUUUUCUCUGCUAUCCAACACCGGCUGCAGAAGAUUGACACGAUGGUCGAAGAGAUGCAAAUGGAUCUUCGGACCUUGCACAGGUACGGCGGCGACGGUGAUGACGAUGGUCACGGCGACGGCGAAGAUGAGGAUGACGUUCUUGAUCUGGACCACAUCGAGCUCUGCUCCUUCAUGGAGCAGAUCAAAUCAGCCGUGCAGCUGGUGCGAGCAGCUCUGCAGGAGAAGGUGAUGCGGAUGACGACCAACACCCGCGGCGGCGAAGACGACGACGGCGGCGGCGACGAGGCGUUCCCUUCCGGCUCCGGCCACCUGAAGAGCGUCUUGGAGUCCCUGGACCCGCAGCUGAAGCAGUGCGCCCUUUGCCUCGCCGUGUUCCCGAGCGGCAAGGCGAUCAAGAGGAGGCUGCUCAUCCACUGGUGGAUCGGCGAGGGCAUCGUGCGGUCGGCCGCCGCCGGGAAGGCGUGCUUCCAGGACCUCCUCUCCCGGGGCCUCCUCCAGCCGGCGAUGCUCCGCCCACACUGCCACACGGCGCACUACUGCAGGGUCCACCCGUCGGUCCGGGACCUCCUCGUCGCGGCCGCGCGGAGCUUCAGCUACUUCGCCUUCGACCGAGACGGCGAACCCACCGACGAGUGCCUCCCCGGCACGACACGGCGCGUCACUCUGUGCAGGACCCGUGGUAGUAGCCGCCAUGGCGGCGGCGGCGGCGAGUAUGUCACGGUGUACAACCUGAGCCAGCGAUACUUGGAGAUGGACGAGGCGUGGCUGGGCGAGCAGCGGGGGAUGGGGACUCUCCAGCUCGGGCGGUGGCAGACGUCACCGGAGCACCACGUCGAGAUGGUCCGGCCGGAUGGUGUCCUGGGCGCCGCGGCGGCGGCGGCGUGCCGGAACCUCAGGUACCUUAGCCUCCGGGGCAUCUCGCUCGUCGAGUCGCUCCCGGAGUCCAUCGGCGACCUCCGCGACCUCGUCGUGCUCGACUUGAGGGCGUGCCACAACCUCGAGACCCUGCCGGCGUCCAUGGCGUCGCUGGGGAAGCUCGAGUACCUUGACGCGUCCGAGUGCUACCUGCUCGACCAAAUGCCCCACGGCGUCUGCAAGCUCCACCGGCUCCAGGUCCUAAAGGGCUUCGUGGUCGCCAGCGCCGCCGGUGGCAAGAAGAUCCCCCCGUGCCGCCUCGCCGACCUCGCGGCACUGCCGCUGCUACGGAAGCUGAGCGUCAGCACGGGGCGCCAGCUUCCCGUGGCGCCCGACGACGAGCUGCCGCGGCUGCACGGGUUCGCGGCAUUGGAGUCGCUGAGCGUGCGGUGGGGCGCCGCCGCAGCCCACGCCGGCGGCGGCGGGAGGAUGGAUCUGUCCCUCCUCCCCCGCCUCGCGAAGCUCGACCUGCGGCGCGUGCCGGCGGAGGAGCUGCAGGAGGUCGUGCACCCGGCGCGCGGCGGCGGCCUGAGGAAGCUGUGCGUCCGGGGCGGGAGGCUCCGCGCGUUCGGCGACGACGUGACGUGGGACGUCGUGGAGACGUUGCGGGUGAGGUUCCUGGAGCGUCUGGACUGUGAGUGGCGGCAGCUGAGGAGCACGUUCGGUAAGCUCCGGUUCGUCGACAAGCGGCGGUGUCCCAAGCUCAGCUCAUGGCGGUGCGACGCCCAGGGCAUCUGGAGAAGGGAAGAAGACGACGGAGGCGAUCGAAACUGAGCAAGCUUUCAAAAUGCGACCAUCGGCCUUAUCGAGAAAUCCAUUCGAUUAGGAACUAUUUACGGAUUGUUUGGCAAGAGGAGUGAAAGUUUGGACGAGAAAAUUGAUGAUGUGAUUAAUAUGGGGCUAUAAUUUUUAGUCU
This is a messenger RNA of Oryza sativa Japonica Group (Japanese rice), 2590 nucleotides long. RefSeq names its product disease resistance RPP13-like protein 4. NCBI's taxonomy places the organism in Eukaryota, Viridiplantae, Streptophyta, Magnoliopsida, Poales, Poaceae. The record is from RefSeq and is a predicted model, not a curated record. Gene Ontology annotation, biological process: defense response to other organism.